GCUACAGUUGUUAAAAAAGGACUUUCUUAGCUAUUAACGUUGGAUGCGGAGGGAGAGGAGACAACACGUGAGUUCGUAGAUCUGGCAGUUAAAUAAAAUAAUCUUCUUUGACAUUUUUGUCGACGUCUUCUUUUGACGUAAGAAUGCUUUAAUGCGAUAAAAUCCAGGACUUUGGCCAACUUUAGCCAAGUUCAACGCGUCCACCAUGAGUUUCACGACCGUGAUUAAUAAAUGUCAAUCUAAUAGAUAAAUAAAAGCUCGCACUUUAUACAAAUGUAUCCCUAAAAUCUGAUAUAAGCUGCGCUGCAUAACACUUGUUGUAGUUAUUCUUUAGGGAAAGUUAUGUUUUAUAGUUUCAUCUACCGAAAUUACACAACUAACGUUAUACGUUCUAAAGAAAGGUUUAUGUGUAUAGCUUAGAGAGAGAAUUUAGUUUCACAAGUACGUGCAUUUAACUAAAGAAGUAUUUGCUUUUGUUGUUCAAACAAAAAGUCGAGUCCUAUGCUCACAGAUGAUAACUACGGAUUCACCAUAUUUCUUAUUAAAAAAAGUUGGCUCCGGAUAAUAACAUUAUUUUCCAAAAUCAAGAACUUGAUUUUAGUUAUAGAUUUGAUCAUGCCAGCUUAACUGAAAAGUUAGCAAGCCCUCAAAUGUCAAUGAUAAAAAGUAAUUAAACGCAUCAUUAUAACCAGAUUGGGAUUUCAAAUUUAAUUUACCAAGUGGUACACUAGGCACAAAGAAAACUAAAUCAUGCAAAAAGCUCACUAGUUUUUUUUUGCCUCCCUAAGCAUCUAGUUAACCAUCUUUCCCGUAUAUAUAUACGUAUUCACACACAUACCAUAAUCACGAGCAAGCCUCUCUAUAGACUAAAUUAAUCCACAAAUCUUUGACAUGAUGAGUUACUACAUAGAUACCUUAUGUAUUAUUUCUCUCUUGUCUUGUCUCUUCAUCACCUCUUCUUUUGCAGGACCAGUCCCAAACGUGGUGAGUGGUUCUCAGAAACUUAUUCCCACUCAAAUAUCAUCACGUGAUAGUAAAGUCUCACAAUCGAGCACAGUGAAGGGUCUCAGAUUACGUCCCCCGUCGUCUUAUUCUCUCAAAUUAGAGUCUUUCAGCACACUCAUGAAGUCUACCUACACCGAGAGAUAUGACUCACGUCCUUUUAGGGUCGGUAAAUACAACUGGACGCUUGUUGUGUACCCGAAGGGGAACAAGAACGAUAGCGGUACAGGGUAUAUUUCGCUAUAUGUCGUCAUAGACAGCUCUACUCUCACCUCUCCACGUCAAGUGGUUCCCGCAGAUCUUAGGUUUUACGUCUUCAACAAGAAAGAGAAGAAGUACUUUACGAUCCAAGAUUCCGAUGUAUGGCAAUUCACUAUAAACAAAACGAUGUGGGGGUUCCCUAGGGUACUUCCCCUUUCUACGUUUAACAACCUGAAAAAUGGAUACCUUUACGAUAUGGACCAAUGCGAGUUUGGCGUUGAUAUCAUCAUUCCACCGAUCUUUGAAAAGUCAGAACUUUUCUCGGUUGCCAAGAGUUUCCCAAACAAGAGAUUCACUCGGUUUAUUCAGGGAUUCUCGACACUGCCUAGCGAUUACCUAUCAGAGGAGUUCAUCAUCGGAGGAAUAAGUUGGAAUUUACGAGUCUUUCGAAAUGGUUUUGGCGCUCAUGAAGGCAAAAAUUUGUCGCUUUACCUUAACCUUGGGCCACAAGAGCUACUAAAAACAAAGCCUUAUGACAAGAUUUACGCUCGAGCCAUGCUUCGUGUUCCUAACCAAGGCCAGUCCAAUUAUAUCGUGGAACGUCCACUGGAUAACUGGUUUAGUCCACAGAAUAUAGGGUGGGGAUACGCUGACUUCAUGCCUCUUUCUGAUCUCAGAGAUUCAUCAACGGGUUUCGUUAGGAAUGAUAUGUUGGUUGUUCAAGUCGAAAUGGAAGCCAUUUCGACAACCAAGUACUUCCCUAGCUAGAAUACUACACUUCUACCAAAUCAUAGUAUUGUAACAGUUAUAAUAAGCGAUAUAUACUGCAUCGCUGUUUUCUUUCGUGAAAUGAAAUAUUUUGUCUUUUGUGUUUUAA
Messenger RNA from Brassica napus (rape), 2080 nucleotides. RefSeq lists its product as uncharacterized. The record is from RefSeq and is a predicted model, not a curated record. Lineage: Eukaryota; Viridiplantae; Streptophyta; Magnoliopsida; Brassicales; Brassicaceae. Bases 892 to 1971 code for a protein of 359 amino acids. Gene Ontology annotation, molecular function: protein binding. The transcript is spliced from 6 exons.